CAUGAUGGAAAGCUAGCAUUGGCAGGCAUUUACCUCUAACUUCGUGAUUUUUUUUAUUUGAGACCUUGUACUGAUUUGCGUUGAAAAAAGGAUAUGAUUGGUGUGAAUAAAUCUACUGAAGUGGAGAUUGUAUCAAAGCCGAAUACACAGUUAAAUGAGCUAGCUAGCAGCUAGCUAACCACAAGUAAUAGCAACAGAGUUUGUGAAAAGCAGAGAUUGGAGUGUUUUAUAGGGAGACGAUGGACCGAUUGCUGUGAUAUUAAUUUUUGGAUUAAUUGAACAGAAUUAGAUGCUCAUGAGGGCUUCUCGGGUUAGUUUUUGGCCUUCAGGGGGAAACAGGAGGAUGCUGCAGCUUUGAUUACUGCUAUUGAUCACUGAGAUCAGUAUCUCAUCGUCUGCAUUGUCUUGUAUAGUUUGUAUAGUAUAGUGUUAUUUAUGUCUGUACUUUUGAGAGUCACAAACAGCUGGAACCAAAUUCCUUGUGUGUGUCAAUACACUUGGUCAAUAAAUCUGAUUCUGAUUCUGAUUGUCUGAUUGUCUGAUGAGAGGAGAUAUAACGCAUGCUGUCCAAAUGUCGGACUGGAAGCGCAUUUUCUAUGAAAACCGAGUGAUUCCUCCUCCAAGCCAAACAUCCCGGCUAGCACAUGGCCCGAUCCAGGCUUUCCAACUUGUGCUUAAACGACUGGACGGACUUCAAUUAAACCAGGUUGAGGAAGUGAGAUCUGACAGGUUUGAGCUGCGUGUCACUCUGUUUGACAACAGUCUUCAUCGUUUCUUUGGAAGGACAUGGAAAAGCAAACUACAUCAGGCCACUAAGCAAAAUCAGGAACAACCCAGCAAAGUGCAUUUUAAUGAGGUUGUAUAUUUCCAUACGUCUCUGUGUUUGGCUUCAGUGGUGGCUGUUGUGGAACUGGCUUCGCUUUCUGCUGGGACAGAAGCUUCCCAGACUGCAGUGGGGCAGGGCUUUGGUAUCCUGCAGCUCUUUUCUGAACAAGCGCAGGGAGAGGGCAGGUUGAGUCUCUUCCAUGGUACUCCUCGUGCUCUGCUACACCCGACAAUGAGGGACCCACUGCAGAUGAAUGCAGUGUUGUCAGCGAUAGAAGGAACUCAGCUGCUAUAUUAUCUCCAGCCACAUCCUGCCCUCAAUCCCAUCAUGCACCUACUCCCACCCAAUAUCAUGGUCUCUGGCCAUGAGCUCAUCCCUGGAGUCCUUCCUCCAACUGACAGCACAGGAGAUGCUCUGCAGAGACCUCGGCUGAUGCCAGCAUUCUCAUGCGUGCUGGAUAGUGUGUGUGUGUCUCUCGCGCCCUCCGUCCAGGCCUUCGAGGCAGAUUUGUUAGAGAGACUUAACAAUGAUCGCAACACCACGGGAAUGGGUGCAGAGGUGCCUUCAGUGGUGGUGCAGGAGAGAAGGCUGCACGUUGGUGUCCAUAACGGCCUGGGCUGGGUGGAUGGACCUCAGUUGAUGGUGCUAGAGUCCAGGUCUGAAGGAAGCGCUGGCCUCAAACAGAGCUCGACAGAAACAAACAGCGCUGUCCUGAUGCUACGUGGUAACGUGGAGCUGAGAAUGAUAAGGCACCCAGCCUUCAGCUUGGUCUUCCAGCUGGAAUAUGUCUUCUCUGUUCCCAUUGCAGGAGACAAGAAGACGUCCUCCAUGGCCAUGCAGCGGGCAGUAUUUAUGCAGUGUGUGCGCUGGGGUGUCUGGAGUCCUUUCUCUGAUCCUGAUGACCCUCAUGAAAGUGUGUGUGUUAGCCUGCAGGGUGGCGCCCUACCAAACCCCUAUGGACUUAUGGUUUACACAGCACACACACAGCAGAAAGAUGCUGAAAGAAGUGUCAUCAAAUUCAAGUUUAUGUACAAUACCGAAGGUGCCACAUCCAAUACGAUGUUAAAAUCAGACUCCCAGGAAAAGCCUCGGACUAAGACGUGGCAGGUCACACCCCAAGAUGAAAGCAAGUUUGGACUUGAAGCUUCACCACUGCGCAGCACUCGUGGUCCCAGACUCUCGCUCUCUCAGCUGGCUGUGCCUUCGCACUUCCCAACUCGGAGCCACACGGCAGGGUCGCCAUGGCAACAGCAGCUUCCCGCUCCACUCGCUCUCUCCCCGAUGCCGUCGGCCCACCAGCUGUCACACGUCGUACAUCCUGUAGGCAUAGCACACCUUGAAGUCAGUGCGAGGGAGAGAGAGGGAAUGAGGGAUGCCCCAGAGGAAGAGUGUGAUCUACAUGAACUGACCUUCACCCCUGUCCAUGCUCCUGUCAUCACAAUGGGAACACACACAACUGGCUCUAGCAGGACGAGUUCUCGAGGUUUCCUCGCUCAUCUCUUCUCUUCCCGCUUCCCUGAAAUCCGUGACGAACUCAACCAAGUGGCUGAGCUUAUGGACCCUGAGGAGCCGGUGAACAUUGACCCCCAUAGAGAAGAGGCAGAUCCAUUGCAGGCCAACACAAUCCUCCUUCAGUUCCUGGCUUUUAGCAGGGUCCAUCAGGCUGGUGUGACUAUGGAAUCGCUGAGCACAGUACAUUUUACCUUUCAGCUGUACCGCUUUCCUCCCGUCACCACACAACGCCUCAGGCUUGUGGCUUUUGAUGCCAGUUCGAGACCUGAUUACCCCUGCAUUCUGUCUGUUACUAACAAGGAUGGCAGCAUUGGAUCAGGUCUUCCUGGACUGCAGUUGAAGUAUUGUGUCGAUCCUGCCUUCCUCAAGCCUGGCGAGCGUAUAUGGUUCCUCCGUUACCUGGCACUGCACACCCUGCACAUAGACGUGUGGGACAGCGACUCGCUACUGCUCAUCGGCUCUGCCGCCGUUCCGCUCAAGCAUCUGUUGCGUCAGGGUCGAGCUGCUGUGCAGGUGAUUCAUGAGCUGGAGGUCAUUAGCACUGAGUACCAGCAUGAUGCCGGUCUGGCAAGAGAUCAUGGAGGUGGGCAGAGGGCCAUAUCUGCCAUGAGUGUCCACACCAUUGUCAAAGGCAGGCUGCUUAUCCGACUCGGCAACAUCGGUGGUGUGGUGGAGAAAAACCCAAACCCGUCUGUUCUUCUCCCUCCAUCUCGCUCUCAUGUCAUUCAGCCCAGCCAGACUCCCACAGGCUUUCAAGGAGGCAGUCUGUCCUCAAACGCCACCCACAAUCUCACCGCACGGAGCACAAGGCGGGCCCAGCGUUUGCCAGAUAUCGAUGGCGAGUUGGCUAGUCUCCUGCAGAUUCAGAAGAAAGAAGUGGAUAGUGACUGGCUGCAGAGUCGAGGUGAAACCGAGGAAGUACGUCAGAGGAAGAUUGACAGGAUGGCAGCUGUCCGUCAACAUGAAGGACACCCCACAUACAAAAUACAUGAGAAAUCCAGCUACAUGAGGAGAAAGGAGGAUCAUUCUCAGGACCUGCGAUUAAUAGAGGCCUAUCGAGAGCGCUGCAAAGUGGAGGGAAUCAUUAACAUGCUCAGCCAAGCAAUCACCACCACACACACGAUCUACGCUACACUCGGCACUGCUGAAUUCUUUGAGUUUGUGCUUAAGAACCCUUUUAACAUUCCUCAGACGGUCACCAUUGAGUGUGAAGACCCUGAGCUUAGUGUUAUAGUGAACGCUGAGGAAUGGAGGUAUUUUAAAGACAUGACCAAGACAUGCACGCCAUUGGAGGUGGAGAUGUUUCACAUGAAGGAAGACGGCUUGACACCUCAGGUGUACUUGCGGCCCAGAGAGAGCGUCCACAUCCCUCUCAAGUACCAAAGCUUUGUCUCUGGGCAUGCACUGCUUUCUCAGGACUCGAAGACUUCCACUAGUCUUCAUUUCGCUCAGCCCCAGAAGUCUAACACAGUGAGGGCUAAAUCCAUCAAGGUGUUUUUCCGAGCAGCGGACAGUCAGCCGCUGGCCGUCUGCCAAGUGAGAGUGGAGCCGACUCCCCACAUCGUCCACCAGACCUUUCGCUUCUAUCAGCCCGAGCUCUCAUUCUUUAAGAAAGCCAUCCGGCUGCCUCCUGCUGAACCUGGCACACCAGAUGCUGGUUCGAGGCUCCAGGUGCGCUGCAGUGACCCCGAAGUGAUCUGCCACGUCAUCACCACGGCUCCUGGAGAACCUCAGGACAUUUAUCUGAAAGUGCAAGGAGCUCCCAGUCCACAGAUUAAGACAUUCGUCAUCAGCGUGUUCGAUGAUCCCUGGCUGGCUUGUCCCACUCAAACGUGGCAGGUGUACAUGCAUUACCUACAAAAAAUGGACGUUAGCUGUGUGUGUGGUUCUCUCAGCUGGCACUCCCUGGUACUGCGUGGCACGCAGAGCAUCCGCAAGGUCAAGUGCUACACUUCCCACCCUCUGGAGCUGCAGGUGGACCCAGAAGGAGUAUUUGCGCUUCCUGCUCUGUGUGUGCAGGACAUUAGGCUGGGAGUGAAGGCUCUGCACUCUGGGAGCUGUUUCCGCUACCUUAAUGUGGUGGAUGUGGACAUGAGGCAGCUGGUGGCAUCCUGGCUUCUGUGCCUCACCUGCAGGCAACCUGUUAUUUCACGGGCCUUUGAGAUCCAAGUGCCUGUAGAAGGUGGACGAGGCAGCAAUAAGAAGAUCAGCUUCACCAAUCCCUAUACUGCUAAUAGAGGGUUCAGGCUGUGCUCGGACCAUCCAGACCUACUGCAGUUCAAAGAGGAAAAGUUUCAGGUUGAAGGAGGUGCGAGCUACAACAUCGGGUUGCGUUUUGCUCCCAGUCAGAGCGCAGGUACCGAGGAGAUCCUCAUCUUCAUCAAUGACCUGGAGGAUAAAAACGAAGAGACAUACUGCAUCAAAGUUGUCUACAGAUAACAAACACAAACCGGCACAUGAAGCUGUGCUGCAUCAUCAUCAUCAUCAUCACCAUCAUCAUCUUUUUGAAUUGGUCAUAUAUUUCUUUUAAAGAAGAUUCAGUUGUGAUGAAACCUGAUACCUUAUACAUACAGUACAGCUUAGAUUACAUCUCGGAUACAUGAAUGAAUCACUAUUUACACACAGGAAACAGAUUUAAGACUAGCAGAAAGGUGAUAUAUAUUUUUUUAAACACACAAAUGCAUACGGAUGACACCAGCGAGACCUGUGCACGCAUGAAGAUUGUGUACUGAGGAAGAGAUGUAAUAGAAAUCCUCAAUUCUCAGCAUAUAUACACUAAAUAAACACCGAAAUCUGCAUCGGAAAGCUGUUUAUACCUUUUGUGCCUUCUGUAGCCCUGUUUGAAAUAUUUUUCCUGACUUCCCACACUUAGAUUUUAUAGACAGAUU
This is a messenger RNA of Tachysurus vachellii, 5226 nucleotides long. It is a transcript of the gene nphp4, whose product is annotated as nephronophthisis 4. The coding region runs from base 542 to 4777 and encodes 1411 amino acids. The transcript is spliced from 29 exons. Gene Ontology annotation, cellular component: cytoskeleton; non-motile cilium; ciliary basal body. Lineage: Eukaryota; Metazoa; Chordata; Actinopteri; Siluriformes; Bagridae. The record is from RefSeq and is a predicted model, not a curated record. Gene Ontology annotation, biological process: negative regulation of canonical Wnt signaling pathway; protein localization to ciliary transition zone.